Drosophila kikkawai is the source of this 3395-nucleotide messenger RNA. It is a transcript of the gene luna, whose product is annotated as luna. The record is from RefSeq and is a predicted model, not a curated record. Gene Ontology annotation, biological process: regulation of transcription by RNA polymerase II. Gene Ontology annotation, molecular function: DNA-binding transcription factor activity, RNA polymerase II-specific; RNA polymerase II cis-regulatory region sequence-specific DNA binding. NCBI's taxonomy places the organism in Eukaryota, Metazoa, Arthropoda, Insecta, Diptera, Drosophilidae.
AAAAAAAAAAUUAAAUCCAAAUGAAAGUGCUGAAAGUAAAUAAAUGAUAAGUAAAUAACAAAAACCGCAGAAAUACAACAAAUAACCAAACGUGUGCAUAGUGUAGAUCCAAUACGUAUUAGGUGUAUAUAUAAUCCGUAUAUAUAUAGGCCAAUAUAUAUAUAUAUUCCAUAUAUAUCGCGAGUGUUAAAAUGCUGCCCAUCGCAGCAUCUACCAACGUCGGGAUGUCGUCUCUCUGAAAUCAAAAUUUAAACCAAAUCAAAUCAAAAAUAUAUAUAAAAAUAAUAUAGCAAAGCCAAAUCAAAAUUGCAUCUCAAAUUGUUGUCGGUUUCAACAAUUUGAGCUAAAAGAUAUAUAUAUAAAUCUUUGGUCCUAUCAGACAUUAAGCAACGGCCUCACAACGGAGUCCCCGGAGUUUCUGCGGUUAGAGGAAGAGGAUUUCGAGAUGGAUAUCCUACCGAGUGGAAAUAUCUUCAACGAGCUGGAGAGGAUUUGCACAACCGGCUACUUUUCGUCGCAGCCAUCGAUUGAGGAUCAAUGGCAACAGACCUGCUAUGAACUGGAACGCUAUCUGCGGGACGAGCCGAAGCUGCAGAAGAAGAUCCACAGCAACCCGGACCAUGUCUGGGACAUAUUCUCCACGCCCGCCCGCCUGCUCGAGGAGCUGAAGAUCAAGGAGCAGCACCUGGACACGAUCUCGACGACCUCCUCGGUCUCGUCCAACUGCUCGGGCAUCUCGUGGGACAGCAAUGGCUCCCAGGCGCUCAGCUGCUCCGUGCUGGUCAAGCAGGAGCGGAUUGACGAGGAGGAUGACGAGGCGGGCUGCGACGACAAGCUGGGCGUGCUCUUUGCGGCGCCUCCCUCAGCCAUCUCGCCCAACCCGAGCAUCGGCAGUGCCGGCAACAUGACGCCCACCAGCAACAGCAGCAGCAGCGGCAGUGUCACCUCCGGUGGCAACAUCGUGGCCAGUCCCAUGAGCAGCCUGGGCAGCGGCAGCACCAUUACGGUCAGCUCGCGGAAUAGCUCGGCGCCGGGCAUCAAGGUGCGCGUGGUGCAGGCCAAGAGCCACCAGGGCAGCAGUGCCAGGCUGCACUUGGGCCAUGUCCAGGACUUUGUGCUGCCCACUCUCACGCCGCCCUCCUCGCCGGAAUCUAGCCUGCGCAGCCACAACUAUGCCCAGCAGCUGGAGGCCAACGACCUGGCAGCCCUGAUACAGCAGCAGCAGCAGCAGCAACAGCAACAGCAGCAGCAACAACAGCAGCAACAGCCACAGCAUGUGGCAACACCCACGAGCAACUCCACACCCGCUACAGCAAUCCUGCGCUUCAGCAGCCAGAGCAAUCCCACGAUGACCCAGCUGCAACAGCAGCAGCAGCAGCUGGCCGUCCAGCACCUGAGCAUAUCGCCGCAGGCCCUUGGCCACGGCAGCAGCAGCCACUCCCCCAAGGGCAGCCUGAGUAGCGGCAGCAGUAGCAGCAGCAGCAGCUCCAGUUCCAGCUCCAGCUCUAGCGGCACCAGCGACCCGUCUCCCCACAGCAACAUUCCGCGCAGCACCAUCGUCCGCCUGACGACGGCCAACGGGAAGCCGGGAGCGGCUGGCAUUAGCUUGGCCCGCGUCAUCCAGAUGCAGAACAACGGCAAUGCCAAUGUGGCCGCCGUGCUCAAUGCUGCGGCCAACAGCAGCAGCAGCAGCAACACCAACGGAAACAACACCAGCAGCAACACGGCGACACAGCAGCAACAGGUGUUGUCGCCGCGUGCUGAAAAGUCUUCAAAUGGCUCCUCGAAAUCGCAUCACCCGCGUCAACAUCACAGCGAUCACAGCCCGGACGCCAAGCGGCGGAUACACAAGUGCCAAUUUCUGGGCUGCAAAAAAGUCUACACGAAGAGCUCGCACCUGAAGGCCCACCAAAGAACGCACACAGGUGAGAAGCCAUACAAGUGCUCCUGGGAGGGCUGCGAGUGGAGAUUCGCGCGGAGCGACGAGCUGACCCGCCACUACCGCAAACACACCGGCGCCAAGCCGUUCAAGUGCCGCAACUGCGAUCGCUGCUUCUCGCGAUCCGAUCACCUGGCGCUGCACAUGAAGCGCCACAUGUGAGGCGAAAUCUAAGCGUCGGGUCCGGAAAAGCCAGCGGCGGAGGACGGGGAGUUCAGCGGAAACUGUGUGCCAUCAAGGAACGAUGAAAAACUUGCGUAACGCUAAUCAAAAACCACUCAAUUCGUGGAGCAGGGGAGGGAGCAGAGGUGGAGGAGAGUGAGAAGUGAGAAAAAAAAUCAAAGAAAACAUCACAACACAAGCACAAAGAUGGAAAUUCAAGUUCUCUGAUUCGGAUUAAUAUUUGUGUUGCCGCCAUUAUUGUCGCCGUUAUCGUUUUCGUUAUGGUUAUCGUCGUUAUCGUUUCAAUUGCAAAUUCGAUUUGUUUCAAUGCCUUGUUAAGUGUAAGUUAAGCUAUCGAUCGCAUUUCCCCAUUCACACCUAGCAUUUAGCCGCAAGUUCUGAACAAAACAGCAAAAAUUGUGUACAAUUUACCAAAGCUAAGCAGAUUUCUUCAAUAAGUAAAAAGCAGCAACAAAAACAAAAAACAGAAAAAGCAAAAGCAAACAAAAAAAAAUAUUGUAAUUUAAUAAGAUAUAAAAAAGAUAUUUUUGUUUUCAUGAUGUGAACACUGCCAAAACGAAAAUGUAAAAAAACAAAUCACAAAAAAAAAAAGAGAGAAACCCUAAAAACUAGUAAAAAUAUAUGUAAAUGUAAACAAGUAAUAUAUAAACAAUUAGUUUCGUAUGUCAGCAACAGCAGAUAGGAAUACAAAAUACGAGAAAAAAGUAAAGUGCAAAAUAUGUUUUAAACAAAACAAAGCGAAACACAAAACGCUGAGAAUGCUUUUUUUCUUAAACUAAUUUUAAAUGUAAUUUAAACGUUGCCUAGGUCUGAUUAUCAUUUCACCGCAGCACUCGAAAUUGGAGCCUAUUAACCCUAAAUUUAAUAAAACAAAAUUAAAAAGAAAAAAACCCAAUUAAAUUUCACUUGAUAUUGGCCAUUCGGUUGCUGUGUCUUUGAUAAAUAUACGUAAUUAUUUAAUAUUCGCAACCUCACAACUAAGUGAUGGAAAGUAUUACAACACACAUUUUGAUACGUUUACCUAGUUUAAUCCAAAUUAAAUUCUCGAUCGAAAAGCAUACAAAUUCUUCUUUAUGUGCCUCAUUAAUUUUAAUUUAAUAAAAUCAAGCAAAUUCCUUGGAGCUAAGUGAGUUCUACGCCCACCUACCUUGUUAGUUCUUUCAUUUUGUAGAGCCACUUUAUUUUGUAAUGUAUCAUUUCCUCAUUUAUUGUUUACAAUGAUUUGUUUAAUUUUUAAUUAUUUUUAAAUAAAGAAAAGUAUGUGAAAAGCGAA